Achroia grisella is the source of this 1074-nucleotide messenger RNA. It is a transcript of the gene Zfrp8, whose product is annotated as programmed cell death protein 2. Bases 22 to 1074 code for a protein of 350 amino acids. NCBI's taxonomy places the organism in Eukaryota, Metazoa, Arthropoda, Insecta, Lepidoptera, Pyralidae. The record is from RefSeq and is a predicted model, not a curated record. The transcript has 6 exons. Gene Ontology annotation, cellular component: nucleus; cytoplasm.
UUAAACCAUUUGAACAUAAUAAUGAGCUCGUCUAAAGUAGAUAUUGGUUUUUUGGAAGAUAAAAAUAGUUGGCUUCUUCACCCUCGAUUUUUUCCUAGCAAAGUUGGAGGUAAACCGGCAUGGUUAGAUUUACAGAACUUACCAUUGCCAACAAAACUAACCUGCAAAAUAUGUAAUGAUCCAUUGAUAUUUCUAUGUCAGAUCUAUGCACCUUAUGAAGAAUCAAAAGACUGCUUCCAUCGCACUAUAUUCAUUUUUAUCUGUAAAAAUGGUUCCUGUUGUAAAACGAAUACUUCAGAAAAUAUUUUAGUCCUUCGUUGUCAACUGACUCGAGAAAAUAUAUUUUAUGAAACGGAACCCUACAAAGAGAAUGAAAAUGAAGAAUUUUCAAUGGAUAACUGGUCAAAAUUGUGCAAUAUUUGUGGCAUUAAAGCACCAUCACAUUGUUCAAAAUGUAAAAAAACAUAUUAUUGUAGUCGAAAACAUCAGAUCCUUGAUUGGCAAAAGGGUCAUAAAGAAAUAUGCUCACAAUUAAAUAACCCUAUACAAAACAAUUUUUUGGUUACUGAAGCAGGAAAAUCUAUUUUAUUCAAGGAAUGGGAGCUGGUGGUAGAUGAAGAAGACGAUGAAGACUCUCCUAACACUAAUAUUGAUAUUGAAAUGGAGAAAUUAAAUAAAUUAAUGCAAGAAAAGAAGGCUGGAACCUUGAGUAAUGUAAGCGAAAAUGAGUUAGAACAAUAUGCAACACCUAUUCCUGUAGACAAAGUAUUUAAAAAAUUCAGUAAAAGGGUGGCAAGACAUCCAGAUCAAGUGUUACGAUAUGAAAGAGGUGGAGUUCCUUUGUGGAUAACAGGCAACUGUGAUAAUAUAAAUGUACCCAAUUGUCCAUACUGUAAUGGAGAAAGACAAUUUGAGCUUCAAGUGAUGCCACAACUUCUAAACUUCAUUAAUGUUGGUAUAGAUUUAAACAGCAUAGACUGGGGUGUGCUAGUUGUAUAUACUUGUAAAAAAAGUUGUAAUGCUGGUCCAGCAUAUAAGGAAGAGUUUAUUUUAAAACAAGAUCUAACUAAUUAA